AUGGCUAAGUCAGUGUUUGUUGUAAAGAACACUCCAUGCAGGAAUCUUGUUUACUUCCCAGUUGAUUAUACCAAGAUCAUCACCACCAAAAAACCAUAUUCUUGCAGACCUGAUUUCAGAAAGAAGAUAUGUAGCAGUACUGUUUCUGUUACGUCUUUACCCUCCUCACUUUCACAUGCUAGGGUUUCUACCAUGUCUCCUAGUUUACCUCUUAACUGGAGAGAUGUUCAAGGUUUAAACAACUGGGAAAAUCUCAUCCAACCCUUGAAUCCUCUUCUCCAACUUGAAAUCAUUCGUUAUGGAAAGUUCGUUACUGCUUCCUAUGACGCUUUUGAUCUGAACCCUGAUUCCAGUCGCUACUUGACCUGCAAGUACGCCAAGAACCGAAUGUUCUUGGAGUUAGGGUGGGCCGACUGUGGUUAUGAGGUUACAAAGUACGUUUACGCCACCCCUGACAUCAGCAUUCCAAUCCAGAAUGGUGGUUCAUGCGCGCGGUGGGUCGGGUACAUUGCGGUUUCGUCGGAUGAAGAGGUAAAGAGGAUUGGGAGGAGGGAUAUUUUGGUAAUUUUCCGUGGCACGGCUACUUAUCCUGAAUGGAUAGCGAACUUAAUGAGCUCGCUAUCUCCAGCUAGGUUAGAUCCUAAUGAUCCAAAACCUCAUAUCAUGGUCGAGGCUGGGUUCCUCAGCUUGUACACUUCUUCUGAGACCAAUGCUAGAUUUGGUCUCGGAAGUUGUCGUGAGCAACUUAUUUGUGAAAUUUCUCGCCUUUUAAGAAUGUAUAAACACGAAGAUAUGAGCAUAACGUUAGCUGGUCAUAGCAUGGGGAGCUCGUUAGCCCUGCUACUCGCAUACGACAUUGCAGAACUAAGACUAAAACAACCCACGGUCCCACUUACAGUUUUUUCAUUUGCGGGACCGAGGGUUGGGAAUGUUCAUUUUAAGGAACGGUGUGAGGAGUUGGGGGUGAAAGUUCUUAGAAUCGUUAAUGCAAAAGAUCCUAUAACAAAACUCCCAGGAGUUAUAUUCAAUGAGACAUUUAGCCCAUGGACAUGUGCUUGUUAUGCUCAUGUUGGUAUUGAAUUGGUACUUGACUGUUUAAAGACAGACGAAGAGGAGAACCUUGAAAUACCUGAUUACAUGAUAGAUAAGAUUGUGAAAAGGGGAAUGAAUGUGAUGGAUUUCUUCAAGAUCGAUGACAUUCUAUGUGUUCACGACAUGCAGACAUAUAUCGAUAUGAUCAAGAACUGUCCAAGGAGAUCGAGAAUUCGACAAAAAAGGGUGGAUUUUAUCAAAAAUUUGAAAGUGAUUAACAUGAAAAUUUCAGUACCAUGGAGAUAUGCUGCAAUAACAUUUUUGGUGUACCAUGCUUGUGUAAUGUUUGUAAAUAUGAUGAGUUUAGCUAAUUACCCAUAG
Messenger RNA from Lactuca saligna, 1413 nucleotides. Lineage: Eukaryota; Viridiplantae; Streptophyta; Magnoliopsida; Asterales; Asteraceae. The record is from the annotation of a GenBank genome assembly.